Molecule: messenger RNA, 577 nt
Organism: Dufourea novaeangliae
Lineage: Eukaryota; Metazoa; Arthropoda; Insecta; Hymenoptera; Halictidae
Product: apoptosis regulatory protein Siva-like
Exons: 4
Coding region: 62-577 (171 amino acids)
Biological process (GO): extrinsic apoptotic signaling pathway
Molecular function (GO): CD27 receptor binding
Source: RefSeq, a predicted model, not a curated record
UGCCGCGAAAACGUUCAGCGCGCUUGUAGAUCGAGCUAUUAAACAAUUAAAUCCUUAAAUAAUGCCAAAACGUUUGUGUCCAUUCGAGGAUGAUUUACCACCGCAACUUAAAGUACACGUUGGUCAAAAACAAGUCGAUAACGGUAUUUGUCGAGAAGAACGAAUGAAAAGUGUUUACGGUAAAACGAUGGAAUUACUAAAAGAAGGUGUAAAAUCGCUUUCUCGUAAAUUAAAUUCAUCCAUGGAUAUGAAUUCUAUCGAUGUUUAUUCACCGAAAGUACCAUCUCCUUGCAAAAUCAAACAGGAACGUAAUUCGAAACAAAUGGUGCUAAACAAUAAGUUAGAAUUAUUAGGCGUGGACAAAGCCAUAAAGGAUAUUCAACCAAAAUAUGAUCUUUGUGGAUGCACUCGAGUGGUAGAUAAAAGCAUGUUAAGUAAAUGUUCCUAUUGCGAUCAAGUUUUAUGUAAUACUUGCAUCUUUGAGUGUAUUAGCUGCUCAGAAUCAUUUUGUCAAAAUUGUUCUUUACCUGUGUAUGAUUGUGAAGAACGAAACAAGUGCCUUAAUUGUUAUAAAUAA